AGAGGCCGGAGGAUUUCCGAAGCGAGCGGAAGCGCCUGCCAGAGUCUGAAGGAGCCGAAGGGAUGGCUGGCGUGUCCCGGGAGCCGGAGGCGGAGGGGGAGGCCGAGGCGCUGGCUGCGGCGCGCGAGCGGAGCCGCCUCUUGCUGAGCGGCCUGGAGCUGGUGCAGCAGGGCGCCGAGGCUCGCGUCUUCCGCGGCCGCUUCCUGGGCCGCGCGGCCGUGGUGAAGCACCGCUUCCCCAAGGGCUACCGGCACCCGGCGCUGGAGGCGCGGCUCGGCCGGCGGCGGACGGUGCAGGAGGCGCGCGCGCUGCUCCGCUGCCGCCGCGCGGGGAUCGCUGCCCCGGUUGUCUUCUUUGUGGACUAUGCUUCCAACUGCUUGUAUAUGGAAGAAAUCCAAGACUCCAUGACUGUUCGGGAUUAUAUUCAAUCCACUAUGGAGACUGAAAAGGACCCACAGGGCCUCCUGGGCUUGGCCAGGAGAAUCGGUCAGGUUCUGGCUGGAAUGCACGACCAGGACCUCAUUCACGGGGACCUCACCACCUCCAACAUGCUCCUGAAGCGGCCCCCGGAGCAGCUGCACAUCGUGCUCAUCGACUUUGGCCUGAGCUUCGUGUCAGGACUGCCAGAAGACAAAGGCGUCGACCUCUAUGUCCUGGAGAAGGCCUUCCUCAGCACCCACCCCAACACCGAGCCUGUGUUCGAGGCCUUUCUGAAGAGCUAUGGCGCCUCGUCCAAGAAGUCCAGUCCGGUGCUGAAGAAGUUAGAUGAGGUGCGCCUGAGAGGGCGAAAGCGGUCCAUGGUCGGGUAGCACAGCGCUGUGAUGCCUGGCUCACGGCGAAGAAUGCUGUGGGUGCGGCUGGACCCCAGCAAGGCUGUGGGGUCGUUAAGUGGUCUGUGAUCGUGCUGUGCCACCAUCGUCUGUGGCUCACUGUUCUCAGGGGUUUAUUGUAUAUAAGGUUUGUUCUAGGCAGAACUGGGUGAGUAGCCCAGGCUGGCCUCGAACUAUGUAAUUGCGGAUAACCUUGAACUUCUGUAUCCAUUGGAGUAUAAGUGUGUGCACACGCCCCUCCCCCAAAUACACAUACAUAUAAUUACACAUCGAAUAAAUUCUUAAAAUAU
Acomys russatus (golden spiny mouse) is the source of this 1120-nucleotide messenger RNA. RefSeq names its product TP53 regulating kinase (gene Tp53rk). Gene Ontology annotation, biological process: protein phosphorylation. Gene Ontology annotation, cellular component: EKC/KEOPS complex; cytosol; nucleus. Gene Ontology annotation, molecular function: ATP binding; protein serine/threonine kinase activity. The record is from RefSeq and is a predicted model, not a curated record. NCBI's taxonomy places the organism in Eukaryota, Metazoa, Chordata, Mammalia, Rodentia, Muridae. The transcript has 2 exons. The coding region runs from base 63 to 809 and encodes 248 amino acids.